AUCCUAUACAGUGUACAAGAGAGGCAUUUCCUAACAUUCCCACCAUGCCACUGACUCUCACAUAUGUUCUGCUGGGAGUGUCCUGCGCUUGCAUCCUGUUUGAAAAAUUUAGAGUGAGCGCAGAAAGUGAUAAACUACAACUAGGACAAGAUCAGGAACUAUCAGGCCUCCCAGAAAAGCCUACAGGAGUCCAAACAAGGCGCAAACCAUUUAGGAGGGAAAGUUACCAGUUUCCAAUCGUGGAGAAAGGAGGCGUUCCUUAUUAUGACUUGGGCGGAAUAAAUGACACGACACUCGACAUCUUCCGUAAUAAACAAAGGGUGAAAGGAAUUACAGCCACCCAUGGGAACUGCAAGAUCCAAUUACUGUAUCUGGAUACGCAUUAUCUACUGGACGAGGAACUGAUCACAAACUGUCCCAACAUUAGCCUCAGACUGAAAGGCGAAAGGUGGAGGUGCUUGCAAGACGGGCUGAUGCUGCUUCGGCGAGGGGUGGAGGUGAACAUGACGGAGGCGUUUUGCAUGGAUGCUUGGUUAGAUGAACCGCCUCCUGGUAAGCCAAGGGUAAUAGCUCAUAAAUACCCGAUGGCAAAGGGCCUUCAGAAGUUCAUGGAAUUCGAUAUUGACAACUGCUCCGUCAAAAUGUGCAUCUGUAGAUGGUACUUCAAGGAAGAUUCUUAUGCUUUGAAUGUAGACUGUGAUGGUGUUGGACUGACAGACGACAUGCUGCCCACUCUACCUGAUAAAGUUCGAAAACUAAUGCUCAGAAACAACAAACUUCGUUCAAUGGAAACUCUGAUCGAGCGCCUGCUGCCUCAUCACCUCACCCUUCAGGUCGUGAUACUCGACGGCAACUUCAUAGAGGAGCUCCCUCACUUUCCUAACGGCACCUUCCCAAAAAUCAUUAAUCUCUCUCUGAAUUGGAAUAAAAUAGAGGAGAUAGACAUCAAAGUUUUCAAGGAGCUCAUUACGAGGAAGGAAUUGAUUAUAAGCUUGACAGGCAACACGUUUCCGUGUGACUGCAAUCUCUACAACUUCAAGGUUUUCCUUGAAGAAAAUUACUUGAGACACUGGAGCUCCUUCAAAACCAUCAUGUAUAUGGAAUGCAAGUACAGAGACCAAGAUAAAAAAGUGAAGAUUUAUACCUUGCCUGAAGAACUCUGCAAGACUUGGCUGGACGGGUGGAAGCCGGAAUAUUGGUGGUGGGUUAUUAACUUCACACUCGGUGUCCUUAACAUGAUAGUGAUUAUCCUAAUGGUCGACAUCAUUUGUAUCUGGAAGCACGUGGGAUGUAUGAGUGAGCGAGUACCUCUGAUGGGCCGCUUGAUGUGUCUGUUUGGGCUCGCACAUCACAAACUGGUGACGAAUGAAAAUACGAAUAAUCGACAAAUGGUUACAUUUCGAAGUGACAGCUUUUGAUAAUAGUAUACAAUUGAGUAAGAAAGUAAGUGUUUAUUGACCAUAAUUAUAAUGAUAUGAAUAGUUUCAUAAUAAAAGUGAUCAAAUAGACAAAUAAGCAAAGAAAUAAAAGAUAAAAGAAAAAUAAUAGAAAAUAUGUAUUAAGAUUGCUACCAGAAGUCCAGUGUUGUAAAAGCUACUUUGUUACAAAGCAGUGAAAUCAUAAAGAAAAGAAAGAAAAGAAUUAAGAAAAAGAUUGUGCAUCAUUCUCAGUUAUUUUAAGCCAACACGUCAAAUCACAUCGCCUUCUUACAUCCCCAGCUAUCGAACACCCUCCGUUUGCACCGAACGGACAGAUCCACCGCCACCUUAAUUUCCGCGCUGGCUCCAACGACCCGUCUCGAGUGCCCACAGGCGAUUAAAUGGAAUUCAGUGUUGCUCAUUGAGAUUACCAGUAACCCCUUCAAUACUGCGUCACAUAUUUACCUUGAGAUUUGUGUACGAUUCGGCCAUUUUAUUGACAUUAGGAAGGGUCUAUGGAGGACAGAAGAUUAAUGGCCACAGUUACACUAUUCUAAUGGCCCACAAGAGUUCCUAAAACUAUUUAAAGUCACCAACUAGUAAGCAGAAUGAAUAUGGAAACGCGUCAUGGUAUUCAAGGGCUUAAUAGCACCACAGCUGUUAUACAAGGGGAUGAACUGUUAAGGAGUAGUUCAUUAAAAAGGUAACUUUGUCCUCUGGAUCAUACAGAGCUGUGGUUUAUAAACUCUCUAGCAUGACAGCACACUAAGAAAGAACUAAUAUUGUUUACAACAUAUUUACUCUUUUAAGUGUUUUUAUAUGAUUAAAAGACAACUGUUAUGAUUAAGUUAUGAUGACCUAGUUCCAAUACAACGAGUGUCGCCAGUGUUCUGGAAAAUAAUAAUACCUGUUAGCAGUAGUAGUAGUAGUAGUAGUAGUAGUAGUAGUAGUAGUAGUAGUAGUAGUAGUAGUAGUAGUAGUAAGAGUAGUAGUAGUAGUAGUAGUAGUAAUAGUAAU
Messenger RNA from Portunus trituberculatus (swimming crab), 2435 nucleotides. RefSeq lists its product as uncharacterized. The record is from RefSeq and is a predicted model, not a curated record. Lineage: Eukaryota; Metazoa; Arthropoda; Malacostraca; Decapoda; Portunidae. The transcript is spliced from 8 exons. Bases 45 to 1418 code for a protein of 457 amino acids.